Molecule: messenger RNA, 3196 nt
Organism: Thunnus maccoyii (southern bluefin tuna)
Lineage: Eukaryota; Metazoa; Chordata; Actinopteri; Scombriformes; Scombridae
Gene: il1rapl1a
Product: interleukin 1 receptor accessory protein-like 1a
Exons: 13
Coding region: 570-2765 (731 amino acids)
Biological process (GO): signal transduction; negative regulation of exocytosis
Source: RefSeq, a predicted model, not a curated record
GCUGUGGAGGAAACCCCCCAUCGGAUCUGACCAUUUUAUCCAUACAUUUCUUUUUCCCAUCUCCACCGCGGCGCGGCUGAGUGGGGAUCACACCAAACCAGUGAGUCUAGGAUGGUCAAGCACCCAGGAGAGGAUUAGUAAUUGAGCACGAUUUGCGUAAAAAGUCAGGUGUCAGAUUUUUUGGGGGGAAGGGGGGGUGAUCAUUUGGCAGCUUCGCCCCCACUCGUUUUGCUUUACAUUUUUUAUUGGUUGUAGUAGUAUUUUUUUCUACCCAUCAUCCGUUUUAUUUCAAGCGCGCAAAGUCACAUCUGCGUAGGAGAGCGCUUGGCGCACUUCUUCCCCAAAGGACAGAGACAAGAUCUCCAUUAUUCUGUUUGGAUUUAAACCGGACGAUUGGCUGAAUGGGUGACCUCGCUGAAACACAGACUAUCACUGGCUUCCACCCAUUUUAUGGAAACGUGUUCUCUUUAUUGACCCGGAGUUGUGAUGUCCAAAGCCUUCCCCACUGACUGACAAACGGCGUCGUACCAUUUUGGAAUCGAAUUGAAGGCUGUGAGGACGGGGGGAAGAUGAGACCUCCCAGCCCUCUGGUGAUCCUGCUGUACGUCACGCUGUCCAAGAGUCUAAAGGUGGUCUCUAAGAGAGGCUCAGUCUCAGGGUGGGCCUUGUUUAACCUUGCAGUUCCCAAUUUUCCUACAGUGGAUGGCUGUACAGAUUGGUCAGUGGACUAUCUAAAGUACCGGGUGCUACAGGGUGAGCCAGUGCGGCUAAAGUGUGCUCUGUUCUAUGGUUAUAUCCGGGCAAACUACAGCCAGGCACAGAGUGUGGGCCUCAGCCUCAUGUGGUACCGCAGCUCCGGCCUUGGCCACAGUGACUUUGAGGAGCCCAUUUCUUUCGAUGGCGUGCGCAUGAGCAAGGAGGAGGACGCCAUCUGGUUCAGACCUGCUGACCUCCAGGAUGUGGGCCUCUAUUCCUGUGUCUUACGGAACUCCACAUACUGCAUGAAGGUCUCCAUGUCUCUCACUGUGGCAGAGAAUGACACAAACCUGUGCUACAACUCCAACAUGAGACGAGCUGAGAAGGCUGAGCUCAGCAAGACUAAAGAUAUCCUCUGCCCUGAUAUCGAUGACUAUGUUGAGCCUGGCAAAGACCCAGACAUUACCUGGUACAAGGAAUGCCAUCCAAAGCAGUGGCGCGCUAGCAUCAUCCAGAAGAGAGAUAUUCUGUCUUUCCAGGAGGUAAAGGAAGAUGACAUUGGAAAUUACACCUGUGAAGUCCAGUUUGGUGGCUUUGUGGUCAGGAGGACGACUGAGCUCACCGUCACAGCUCCUUUGACCGACAAGCCGCCAAAGAUCCUGUUUCCUUCAGAAAACAAGAUCACCAACAUGGAGCUGCAGCUAGGAAGUGCUUUGAACCUGACUUGCCGGGCUUUUUUCGGCUACAGCGGCGACGUCAGCCCGCUCAUCUACUGGAUGAAGGGAGAGAAGUUCAUAGAGGAUCUGGAUGAAGAGAGAGUCCAGGAGAGUGACAUCAAGGUUGUCAAAGAGCAUCUCGGUGAGCAGGAAGUAGCCAUUUCCUUGACAAUUGACUCAUUGGAAGAGGAGGACCUAGGAAAUUAUUCCUGUUAUGUGGAAAACGGUAACGGCCGUCGCCAAGCUACCAUCCAGCUCUUCAGGCGAGCAGAGCUCAUGUACACCGUGGAGCUGGCAGGAGGGCUUGGGGCGAUCCUGCUGCUACUCAUCUUCCUCAUCUCCCUAUACAAAUGCUACAAGAUUGAGCUGAUGCUUUUCUAUAGGAGGCACUUUGGCAGCGAGGACAUGGAUGGAGAAAACAAAGACUACGAUGCGUACCUGUCCUACACCAAAGUGGACCCUGACCAGUGGAGUCAGGAGACCAGGGAGGAGGAACGUUUUGCCCUGGAGAUCCUCCCUGAUGUGCUGGAGAAACAUUACGGCUACAAACUCUUCAUCCCAGAUCGAGACCUCAUUCCAACAGGAAGUCUCACCAAUGAGCAUUACCAGGAUGACACUCGACUCUUUGGAGCCUACAUAGAGGACGUGGCACGCUGUGUAGAUCAGAGCAAGCGCCUCAUUAUAGUUAUGACACCCAACUAUGUCGUGCGGAGAGGCUGGAGCAUCUUUGAGCUGGAGACACGGCUGCGCAACAUGCUGGUGACCGGCGAGAUCAAGGUCAUCCUGAUUGAGUGUGCCGAAUUGCGCGGCAUCAUGAACUACCAGGAAGUGGAGGCUCUCAAGCAUACCAUUAAAACCCUCACUGUCAUCAAGUGGCGUGGCCCCAAGAGCAACAAGCUCAGCUCCAAGUUCUGGAAGCAGCUGCAGUACGAGAUGCCGUUCAGACGCACAGAGCCCAUGCUCACCCACGAGCCGGCGCUGGACGUCAGCGAGCAGGGCCCCUUCGGAGAGCUGCAGACCGUCUCUGCCAUCUCCAUGGCAGCAGCCACCUCCACCGCCAUGGCCACCGCCCACCCAGAGCUGCGUUCCUCUUUCCACAACACCUACCACACCACCAUGAGGCAGAAACACUACUACCGCAGCUACGAGUACGACAUACCCCCAGGAGGGACCCUGCCACCUCUGUCCUCUCUAGGGAACCAGCACACCUACUGCAACAUCCCACUAACACUGCUGAACGGACAGAGGCCUCCUGGGAAGAGCCGAGAGCACAGCCUCGAGGAGGCACAUGCUAACAACGCCAUGCUCCCUCUGCUGCCGAGAGAAACCAGCAUCUCCAGCGUCAUCUGGUAGUGAUGAGCAGAAUCAGCUGUAGGAAAAUCAGUCAGGGUCAGACAUGGCUAGGCUCAGUCUGGUAGCUCUUAGGAACACAGUCAAUGGUCAUGAUGACAGCGAGAAGUGUUUUGGAUCCAUUUGGUUCCUCGUUGUUAACUGGCAGCAAGUCAUGGAGAUACAGCAGGUUUUUGGACUCUGUCUCCCUCUUUUUGUUUUGUUUUUUUUCAAGUGGACAGCACCUCCGUUACAGGAGAUGUUUUCUAUGUGGAACCACAGGAGAUUUAUGAACAAAAUGAUAACACACUGUUUCAUCAACUAGCGAGAGACGGACUUGCAAGAACUUGACAUUAAAGAACAAACACACUAUGGCAAUUGUGCACACACACAUACAAACACAUACACACGCAAAUGUGCAUACAUACAAACAAAAGGAAAACAGGGUCUUGUAC